AUGGACAACACAGAGCACGCCGAGUCGCAGGAGAAGGCACGGCUCCGGCAGCAUUUGCAGUCGCAAGAGCAGUCUCCGCUGCCGUCGCCGUCUCUCAGCCGCAGCCCAGCAUCGGGGAGCAACACGGUGCCCAUGAGCGAGGAAGAGCUGCACCCACGGGUCGACAGCCACCAUUCCCCGGUUCCCGGACCCGUCCACAACCCCCAGUCCUCCACGCCGCCCCCUUACUCAGGCCCGACUAGCCCAGCCCAGGAGCCGCUCCCCGACCUAGAAUCCCAGAGCGGCGGAUCCAAACCUCCACCGCGGCACGCGGGGCUUCCCGCCCUGGACUACCGCCUGUACAAGCCGCCGCUCUUCGAGCUCUCCCAGGACAAAACCACCAUCAAGACGUCGGCCGCACACCUCUCCGCCAACGCCGACGCUCUCGUCGCUCUCAUCCGGCAACAAGCCACGAUACCGCCCAAACCACAGAUCCACAUCGUCGGGCGGCGCGGCAGCAGCCACCCCAGCAGCGGCCGCGUCGACUUCUCGGUUAAGCUCAACCUCCUGCCGCUGCUGGUGCCGGACGACGCGCGCCAGCGGAUGGACUACCUGCGGUGCGUGGGGCCGGGCGAGGUGGCGCUGCGCGGCGGCACCAAGCCGGCGACGCAGCCGGACGUGGAAGGCGACGGCGGCGGGCUGGAGGCGUGGGCGGCAAGGUUCGUCGCCGACACGGCGAGCGUCAAGGCCUUUGCGCUGGAGCGGGUCGUCGUCAACCUCGACGGGAACUGGCUCGAGGGCCAGAUCCGCGCGCUGGUGGCCGGCAUGCGCUAUCCGGGCACGCUGAAUGUGUCAUUCCCGGUCACGCACUCCCGCGUGGUGGUGCAGAGCCCGGAUCGGGUGAAUAAGUUCCUCACGAGUGUCGCGGGCUUCUUUGCGGGGAAGAGGAAGUACGAGGUGGUUAAGUCGGUGUGGCCGUUUGCGACAAUGCCCAGGGGCGCAGAGGUGGGGAUAGGCGGGAGGAGGUGUGCGGUGCAGAGCGAAGAGAUGUGGUGGAAGGAAUGGAGGGAGCCGAUUCGUUAUGCAAUUGCGAACAAACGACACGGCUGGGUCACAAAUGAAGAUAAGCUGGAGCUUCUGAUGGAGGGGCUGCCAUCAGGGGCCCCUCCGGAUGUGGAUUGGGGUCCUCCAGACUAUUCUUCUUAG
Molecule: messenger RNA, 1185 nt
Organism: Chaetomium strumarium
Lineage: Eukaryota; Fungi; Ascomycota; Sordariomycetes; Sordariales; Chaetomiaceae
Exons: 2
Coding region: 1-1185 (394 amino acids)
Source: RefSeq, a predicted model, not a curated record